Messenger RNA from Penicillium antarcticum, 3279 nucleotides. Its product is annotated as Na+/H+ antiporter Nha1. Gene Ontology annotation, biological process: regulation of membrane potential; proton export across plasma membrane; sodium ion export across plasma membrane. Gene Ontology annotation, molecular function: sodium:proton antiporter activity. The record is from RefSeq and is a predicted model, not a curated record. NCBI's taxonomy places the organism in Eukaryota, Fungi, Ascomycota, Eurotiomycetes, Eurotiales, Aspergillaceae. The coding region runs from base 1 to 3279 and encodes 1092 amino acids. The transcript has a single exon. Gene Ontology annotation, cellular component: plasma membrane.
AUGGCGUGGGAACACCUUGACAUCGACAAGCCGCAUUUGGCUUACAUGAUCCUCGGCGGUUUCACAGGCUUGUUCAUGCUGUGCUCCCUUUUCGUGAAGGAGAAGCUGUACAUUGGUGAAGCUACCGUUGCUACACUUUGUGGUAUCAUCUUUGGCCCCCAUGCGGCCAAUUUAUUCAAUCCGCACGAAUGGGGAAACAUCGAUAAAAUCACCCUGGAAUGCUCGCGCAUUGUACUUGUUGUACAAUGUUUCGCCGUCGGCGUCGAGUUGCCCAAGGCCUACAUGGAACGCCACUGGAAGUCGGUCACUCUGCUGCUGAUCCCAGUCAUGACUUUUGGCUGGUUGAUUACUAGUCUGUUCAUUUGGUGGAUGGUGCCUCCAUUGAAUUGGCUGGAGAGUCUGGUGUGUGCUGCCUGCGUUACGGCUACUGAUCCUGUCCUAGCAUCGUCCGUCGUUGGUAAGGGAAAGUUCGCCAAGCGUGUGCCCAAGCAUUUGCGUGACCUGUUGUCCGCCGAAUCUGGGUGUAACGACGGUAUGGCUUUCCCAUUCAUCUACCUCGCUUUCUACAUCUACCACUACCGACCCCAGGUUGGCGAGGUGUGGCUGAACUGGUUCUGUAUCACUGUUCUUUACGAGUGUAUCCUUGGUGCCAUCUUCGGUUUUGCCAUCGGCUACUUCGCGCGUCAUGCUAUCAAGCUGGCUGAACGCAAGGGCCUGAUUGAUCGUGAAAGUUUCUUGGUGUUCUACUUCGUGCUGGCCGUUUUCUGUGCUGGCUCGGGUAGUUUGCUGGGUAUGGAUGACUUGCUGAUUGGAUUCGCCUGCGGUGUCGGAUUCAGUAACGAUGGUUGGUUCACGGAGAAGACCGAAGAAUCUCACGUCUCCAACGUUAUCGAUCUUUUACUGAACUUGGCAUAUUUCGUUUAUUUCGGAUCCAUCAUCCCAUGGGAGGAUUUCAAUGCCCCCGAGCUUGGUCUUACUCCGUGGCGACUGGUGGUGAUUGCACUAUUGGUCAUCUUCUUCCGUCGCAUUCCCAUCAUGCUGUUGCUCAAACCCAUUAUACCUGACGUCAAAACGUGGCGUGAAGCUCUAUUUGCCGGGCAUUUCGGACCCAUUGGUGUCGGUGCUAUUUUUGCCGCCAUUCUUGCCCGAGCAGAAUUAGAACAUGAUAACACACAGCCGUUGACUGAGGAUGAGUUACCAGAGCCAGGGACGAGCAAUUACUAUAUCGUGAGACUUAUUUGGCCCAUUACUACCUUCAUGGUCAUUUCGUCUAUCCUGGUUCACGGAUCUUCUAUUGCAGUAUUCACCUUAGGCAAACGUAUCAACACCUUGACCAUUACCCUGUCAUACACUCAAGCCAACGAGGAAGGACCAUCAUGGAUGAAUCGUCUGCCUCGUGUACAGUCCAUUGCCAAGGGCUCUAUGUCAUUCCGCAAGGCGGACGAUACGGAUGCCUCCUCAGACGAGAAGCUGCCCGAGUAUCCUCCUGGUACAUUGCCACCAAUUGGAAUGCCAGGCAACUUUCUUCGCCGACAGCGCGAUGAAGAGGGAGAGAGUGAGUCGCAAAGCCUUGAGACUGGUCGCCGUAAGCCCCUGCGCAGACGCCGUCGCAAGCGUGAUAGCGGCGCCGGAGGCCCUAUUAGCCAGUCCGCCAUCAUGCCAGCCCCUCGACGCAACGAGAACGAGAACGAGAUCGAGACUGAAGAAGAGAAGAAAGAACUUGAGGAACGUGACCGCGUCGAGCGCGGAUCUUCUCCACCUCACGCUGAGCGGGAUCGCUUCGGCCGUGAGCCAGAAAUGGAAGUCUACCAAGAAGGCCACAACAUGAUCAUGGAAGACGAAGAGGGCAAUGUUCUUAAGACUGAGGAUACUACCCACCUGUCUCCGGAAGAAAAGCUACAACACAUUGAGGAGCAGCGCAAGCGCCUGGAGGAAGACAAAUCCGGCGAACUUGCAGCUUCUGAGAGUCGCCCUCACCAAAAGAACGAGGGAGAAGAGAUCAAGAAGGCCGUUGAAGAAAAGACAGGCUACGGAAAUGCUCUUAAGAAAUGGACAAACUGGACCGGCCUCGGAAAAGAGAAGGCCAAGGAGACUCCAGAGAAGAAACAGAAGAAGGAGAAGGCAGAGAAGCCUCCCAAGACCGAGUCUGCAAAGCCCAAGGCUCGUUCUGCUCAUGCGUACCAGUUUGGUAACACCAUUAUUGUUGAGGAUGAGGACGGAGAAGUGAUCAAGAAAUACACCAUUCCUGCCGGCGAGAAGGGUGAGAAGGCUCAGAAGGAGCCCAAUGUUCCUGGUCAAGCCCCUGUCCGCCGUGGCCUUACCCGUAUGGGAACAUGGUUCGGCAUGGAGGAAGAAGGCGAAUCAUCCCAAGCUGCCAACGAGAAAAAGAAGAAGACCCAAGAUCCCGACGAGUGGACUGCCGACGAUGGUCUGCGUUUCACUGUUGCCCAGGACCCCGAGGUCAGCUCUCACGGCAUUGGCCAUAAGGGCAAGCGCAUGAACAAGCAGGAAUUUUUCCAGCAAAUCAAGGGCUUGGAUGCCAAGGCUCGCCGCGAUCUGGUGCAAGAAACUGACGCCCCGCCUCCUGUUCAAAAGGUGGCCAAGGAAGAGGCCAAGCAGGAACAAAUGCAGGAAGAGAAACAGGAACGUCGUCUCUCCGCCGCUGCUGUCUCGGCCACUACUGGCACCAUUCCUGAAGAGGAUGCCGAGGGUCUGGAGUCUGAGUCUGUCACUGACAGCGAGAGCGAAGAUGGGUCUGAUGACCGGCGCGGUGCUCCGAACGUGGCUUCAUCUUUGGCCAAGUUCUCGCGUGGUGGUACCUCCGCCGCUCAAGAGCGUCGCAACAACCUCAGCCCUGCGCCUCUCCGUGACCGACCUCGCCGAGAUUCCGAUGACGAUGGCACUGAGCGUAUCCCGCCUUCUCGUCUCCGUAAAGCCGCCGGUCUGACCGCUCCUCCUCGGCAGGAUGAUGAUGACACAGGCGAGACCCCCGCUGAGCGUCGCCGUCGCCUGGCAGCUCUGGGUGUGGAUGGUGAAGACUCUGAGGAAGAUUCCGAUGUCGAAUACGUCGACGAUGAUGAGGCUAUUGCGGAAUCUGAUAUCGAAGAGGGUGACAAGUCUAGCCAGGCUACGCCCAAGACCCAGGUCGCCGAUGAUCGAAAGCCCUCUGAGCAAGACAAGUCCUCUCCCUCUGGCUCUGGAUCCAGCUCAGGCUCCCAAUCUGCCGCUCACCAUCGCCCCCGCGUCUCCUGGGGAGGCGAGAAGGGACGUACCCAUUGA